Scatophagus argus is the source of this 3033-nucleotide messenger RNA. RefSeq names its product ArfGAP with FG repeats 1b (gene agfg1b). Bases 173 to 1585 code for a protein of 470 amino acids. The record is from RefSeq and is a predicted model, not a curated record. Gene Ontology annotation, molecular function: GTPase activator activity. The transcript has 12 exons. Lineage: Eukaryota; Metazoa; Chordata; Actinopteri; Scatophagidae.
UGUAGAAGAAGUAGUUUGUCAGUCGCCCAGUCUCCAGUGCUAGACCUCUCAGCAAGGUGUCUCCCCGGCCACCGUCGUCACACACGACCAGUCUGCCCUGAAGACACCCACCCAGUCCCGGGUCCCUUGCUUAAACUUCUCCACCGGUGGUAAGAGCCAGCUGUUUACGGCCAUGGCAACGAGUGCGAAGCGAAAGCAGGAGGAGACUCAUCUGAAGAUGCUCCGGGAAAUGACUAGCCUUCCCGCGAAUAGGAAAUGCUUCGACUGCGACCAGCGCGGCCCGACCUAUGUCAACAUGACAGUGGGCUCCUUCGUCUGUACCACCUGCUCUGGGAUCUUGCGAGGACUGAAUCCCCCACACAGAGUGAAGUCCAUCUCUAUGACCACAUUCACACAACAGGAAAUUGAGUUCCUACAGAAACACAGCAAUGAGGUCUGUAAACACAUCUGGCUGGGCCUCUAUGAUGACAGGACAUCAGUUGUUCCAGAUUUCAGAGAACCACAGAAAGUAAAAGAGUUUCUUCAGGAAAAAUACGAAAAGAAAAGAUGGUAUGUUCCUCCAGACCAGGCAAGGGCAGUCGGAAAUGUCCAGGCCUCUGUAUCCGGCUCCUCAGCCAGCAGCACUGGUAGUACCCCAGAAGUCCAACCCCUCAAGACCCUGCAGCUCAACAAGACCCCACUGCGCCAGUCUCCAGGGCUAGCUCGUUCCCAGGCUCACAGCACUGCUCAGGAGAAGAAGUUUGACUUACUCUCUGAUUUGGGAGGAGACAUCUUUGCUGCUCCACCCACUCAGACUUCUAGCUCUACCAACUUUGCCAACUUUGCACAUUUUCCAAGCCAGUCAGCACCUCAGGGUAAUUUAAAUACCAACUUUGCCAACUUUGAGGCAUUUGGAAACACUGCAAUUCCAUCCCAUGUGAGCACAUCACCCCCCUCAAAGUCCUUUUCGUCAGGGGGAGGUGUGCCAAUCCCGUCAGUGUCUAGCGCCGUCCCCGCCCAGUCCCAAACAGGAAGCCACACAGAGGAUCGCUAUGCUGCUCUGGCUGAGUUGGACAAUGAGCUAAGUACCACCGUCUCCACAGGCAGCAAUGUGCAGGGAAACAUAUUUGGACCAGUCCUUGGCUCAUCGCCAGCCCAGAAUCCGCCUGUGUUACCCAGCAUGCAGCCUGGCUUUGGAGCCGUCCCAUCCACAAAUCCCUUCGUUGCUGCAGCUGUUGCCCCGGAGAUGGCCACCAACCCCUUCCAGACCAAUGGCAGAGCUCCAGCUGCAGCCUCGUUCGGCACUGGCUCUAUGAGCAUGCCUGCUGGCUUUGGGAAUGUGUCUUCCUACUGCCUCCCGACCAGUUUCAGCGGAAACUUCCAGCAGCAAUUCCCUGGCCAGGCUCCUAUCCCUUACUCUCAACCUGGGGCCUAUCACCCUCAGUCUAAUGGCCCUGCGUUCCCAGUGUAUGGUCAGAAUAAGCCCUCCAUGACGCCCUUUGGGCAGCCCAUGGCUGGCCCUGGCAUGUCCAAUAACCCUUUCAUGGCAGGGGCUCCAGCUGGGUCAUUCCCUUCAGGGGGUUCAUCCACCAACCCUUUCCUGUAGCACCACUCCUCACCAGUGGAGGGCAGCAUGCAGCACAUAUUCAACUCACUCGUUACUUCAUGCAGUUAGAAGCAUUACACAAAAAAAAAAGACUUACGUUUUUGUUUUCCUUUCAUGAAAAGUUUACAACACUAUGAAGGAGUACAAAGGACUAUAUAAGGACUAAGGGACUGUUAUGGGGGAAAUGUACUGUUUGGACUAUAUACUAUACGUUAUAUGCUUUUUAUUUUUUGUUUAUUACUGUAAGCUCUGUGCAUAUCAUUAUAUCACCAUUUGUAAUCACAAUGAAGUACAUGUUAUGUAUAACAAGGACUGAGCUAACAAGGGUGAGUAUACACACACUUUGUGGGGGAAAAAAACCCACUACAAACUAUCAACAUAGUUAAGGGUAUACACUUUAAGCUUAUUAACAGGGUUCCAUCCAAAUCCAUGAUUGUGUGGUUUGAAGCAACUGUGACAAUGCAGGUAUUUCAUUUUGAAAAGGGAUUUCUUUUUCUUAUUUUAGCAGAAUUGCUACUGUACUGUUAAUAAGGUGCAAAAUGUCCUUGAUUAACUUAGAGAUCCAGAUCUGAGUUGCCUAUAACCCAAAGCAACCAAACCCACAUGUUUUUACUGUCUGUAUCUGUGAAGUUGUGACAGAAGUGUAGGGGCUAAAUUUUGGUUUGAAACCAGGGACAGUUUGUUAAACAUGAACCAGCAGAGACUUCAGAUUAUUUAGCCCACCAGGUAAAGGGAUGGGCAUGUCUACUAGAGCACAAAUGGAGUAAAUAGACAAGAAGUACAGCCAUUAAGAUGAGUAUUUCUUUGUCCCUUUACAGUACCUUACCUAAUCUAUAAAUCAUAGUUAAAAUUGUUAAAUGUACUCUCAUUAACCUCUCCUGUUGGUUGAAGAUGUCAGAGGAACAAAUGUCAGCUAUUCACUAUAUUUUAUAAACAUGUAAAAGACUAAAGGAAAGACUGUUAAGAAAGCUUCAGGGUUGUGGGUGUGACCCAGAUUGGGUUGCCUCAAUCAAAACAAUGAACUGUUGAUAUUGUUGCUGGCGACUUGUCCUCUUGGCGAGCUGCCACGGGUUUAACAGACCCUGCCUUGACAAAAAAGUACAUUUGCAAACAAAAUAUUAAUGAGAUGUGACCUAUGUCGUAUCAGCCACAUUUCCUUGAUAUCUGUCUUUGCCUUUUGGUUUAAAAAGCUUUUGGAGUAAAGAGCAGGAUGAGGAUCAAUACUGAGCUGCUUUCAGGUUGCUUUAAAACAAGGAAAGGGAAAGGGACAGUUUGAUUUAGGGAUUAUUACACUAUUGGAUCAGCCUGGGAGAGCUAGGGUCUCUGUUGUUCCACCAAUGACUAACAGUGAAUUUGAAAAUGUGUUUCUUGUCUUUACAAGAAUAGGUAAGUAAAUGUGUACAUAUAUAAAUAUAUGUAUAAAUAAAUUAAAAGAUUUUUAACUACAA